CUACCAAUCAAAAAAUUGUCAACAGAAAAUAGUUAAACACCAACACCACACUCAACUGAACCAUCGAUGAGAUAAUAAUCAAAGAAAAGUAAACAACAGUACAAAUUCAACACAACACUCAUCCUUUUUCUUUCAUUUCCAAAGAUAUGGCGGAUUCUAUUUCAUUCUUCACCUCUCUUCCUGAAGAUAUCAACUUCAAAAUUGCUUCACUUCUUCAGGUGCGGGAUUUGUGUGCUUUGGGUUGCUCUUCAAAGUUCUGGAAACAAGUCUGUUUCUCUGAUUCCAUUUGGCAUCAUCUUCUAACUAACAGAUGGCCCUUAUUCCGUUCACCUCUCUCUCCCAAUCUCAAGACAUGGAGAAGAUUGUAUUUCGAGAGGCACAUCGAUUUGGGACUUAGAGCAGGCUCUGUCGAGAGGUUUUUGAAAGGUUGUUCGCGUAAUGAAUCACUCGAGGUUGACGACUAUCUGCAAGCCGUUGAAAUUGUGAAUGGUGCAAGGUUUGGUUUUGAAGACAUUCAAAGGCUCCUGUUUAAACCUGAAAUGAACGUGUUGGUUAACUUGGUUGGUGUGCAUUAUUGCAUAACAAACCUUGGGAUUCCGGGUGAUAAUCUUGUAAAAGUCCUUCGAACUUGCGAGAUCUCAGAUCGACAUGUAUGCGUCAAGUGGUGGAAACUUGGUAGGUGGAUACAUGGAUACCGCGGUAGAGAUGAGUUACUUUUUCGUUGGAUUUCUUUGGAAAAUUUGGCAACAGAAGAAGAUGAGACUGUUUUGAGAGUGCUUCGUCGAGGCACUGUUCUUGAGGUUUUACGCGUUCAGAUCUCAGCUGUUGAUCAUAAAUCAAUACCUUGGUCCUAUCAGGAUAAUCAGUGAUUGGAAUUGCUGCAGGGAAAUGAAAUCAACUAAAAAUGAACUAUAAGUAUCAAUAUUUAUCAGCAUUAGUAUGUGUAUAAUAAUAGUAUAUGUCAAUAUCUAUUACUAUGUGUAUAGUUAAACAUGUGUUGUAUGUUAAUAAAAACAGGGCAAUAAUAAAUAAUAAUGCUUAUUAUCUUCUUAACAAGGCAUGUUUAAAAUUCA
Messenger RNA from Lathyrus oleraceus (garden pea), 1073 nucleotides. RefSeq lists its product as uncharacterized. Bases 147 to 869 code for a protein of 240 amino acids. NCBI's taxonomy places the organism in Eukaryota, Viridiplantae, Streptophyta, Magnoliopsida, Fabales, Fabaceae. The transcript has 4 exons. Gene Ontology annotation, cellular component: SCF ubiquitin ligase complex. Gene Ontology annotation, molecular function: protein binding. Gene Ontology annotation, biological process: SCF-dependent proteasomal ubiquitin-dependent protein catabolic process; protein polyubiquitination. The record is from RefSeq and is a predicted model, not a curated record.